Messenger RNA from Cynara cardunculus var. scolymus (artichoke), 2503 nucleotides. Its product is annotated as probable galactinol--sucrose galactosyltransferase 6. NCBI's taxonomy places the organism in Eukaryota, Viridiplantae, Streptophyta, Magnoliopsida, Asterales, Asteraceae. The record is from RefSeq and is a predicted model, not a curated record. The transcript has 4 exons. Bases 167 to 2374 code for a protein of 735 amino acids.
CCUGUUUUCAAUCUCAUCAUCCACGAUUUUCUCUCAUCAUUAUCCAUUAAUCACAUCCAGUUCUUGUCGAAAUCGAAGAACAUUCAUAUCAUCUUGUAAUCAGAAGAGUGAAUCAGUGUUGGAUUACAUCGAAGAAGAGGAUACAAGAGAUCAAAAGCAAGGUUCAAUGACAAUCGGUUCGGUGGUUCAGGUUUCAGGGCGGAGAUUGGUGGUGAAGGACCGGACUAUCUUGACGGACGUGUCGGAGAACGUGAUUACCUCAUCCGGGUCGGAGUCGGGUCAUACAGAUGGGGCUUUCAUCGGGGCGUUUUUUGACGACGAGAAUAGUCAUCAUGUGGUGUCGCUGGGGAAGCUUCAUGAUGUUCGAUUCAUGGCUUGUUUCAGGUUCAAACUAUGGUGGAUGGCUCAGAAGAUGGGUGAUAAAGGAAGUGAAAUCCCAUUGGAAACACAGUUUCUAUUAAUGGAAACAAUUGGAGAAACUGAAAAAAUGUAUGUUGUUUUUCUGCCAUUGAUUGAAGAAUCUUUUCGAGCUUGUCUCCAGGGUAAUUCUAGGGACGAGCUCGAGGUUUAUCUCGAAAGUGGUGAUUCUGAGACAAAGGGGUCUGUUUUUUCGCACACCGUUUAUGUGGGUGUAGGAACGGACCCCUUUUGUACAAUCACAGAUGCAAUUAACACAGUGAAAUUGCAUCUCCAGACGUUCAAGCAACGUCAAGACAAGAAAUCCCCUGGGAUUCUUGAUUAUUUCGGGUGGUGCACUUGGGAUGCUUUUUAUCAAGACGUGACUCAAGAAGGGGUCGAGUCUGGGCUAAAAAGUUUAGCCGAGGGUGGAACCCCAGCUAAGUUUGUCAUCAUCGAUGACGGGUGGCAGUCAGUCGAAGGGGACUUGGAAUCUAAAUCACAAAAACCAUUGAUGAGGCUAACUGGGAUUAAAGAAAACCAAAAGUUCCAAAGCAAGAAUGAUCCCACAAUUGGGAUCAAGAACAUAGUCGAUAUUGCGAAACAGAAAUACGGGCUGAAAUACGUGUACGUGUGGCAUGCAAUCGUAGGAUAUUGGGGCGGGGUUCGCCCUGGGGCAGAGGGAAUGGAGGAAUACGAGGCGGUGAUGAAGUAUCCUUUGGUGUCCAAAGGGGUUGUGGCGAACGAGCCAGGAUGGAAAACAGAUAUGUUGGCUGUACAAGGUCUGGGGCUAAUGAAUCCCAAAAAAGUUUUCAACUUUUACGACAAUUUACAUUGGUACCUAGCCGCUGCCGGUGUGGAUGGGGUGAAGGUUGAUGUGCAAUCCAUUCUGGAGACCCUCGGAACCGGUUUGGGCGGUCGGGUUGCGGUCACCCAACAGUACCAUCAGGCACUUGAGGCCUCAAUUGCUAGAAAUUUCCCUGAUAAUGGCUGCAUUGCCUGCAUGAGUCACAAUACUGAUUCCCUUUACUGUUCACGACAGACAGCUGUGGUUCGGGCUUCGGAUGAUUUCUACCCUCUUGAUCCAAUAUCGCAUACAAUCCAUAUUGCAUCCGUGGCGUAUAAUAGUGUUUUUCUUGGAGAAUUUAUGCAGCCCGAUUGGGACAUGUUCCAUUCCCUUCAUCCGGCAGCCGAGUACCAUGCAUCUGCUAGAGCAAUCAGCGGUGGCCCUAUAUACGUGAGUGAUGCUCCUGGGAAGCACAAUUUUGAUCUGCUGAAGAAACUUGUGUUGCCUGAUGGUUCUGUGCUCCGAGCCCGAUUGCCCGGUCGACCCACGAAAGAUUGCUUAUUCACUGAUCCAGCCCGUGAUGGUGUGAGCUUGUUGAAGAUAUGGAACAUGAACAAGUACACUGGAGUUCUUGGCGUCUAUAACUGUCAAGGAGCUGCAUGGAACUCCAUCGAACGGGAAAACACUUUCCACCAUACCCAACCCGAUCCCGUAACAGGCUUCAUCCGGGCUCAUGAUGUCCACCUCAUAGCCGAAGCUGUAGUGGGCCCCGAUUGGUCUGGAAACUACGCUGUUUACCGUCACCACGCCGGAGAUCUCGUUACUUUACCUCAAAGUGCGGUCAUACCAGUUUCGCUAAAUGUUCUGGAGCAUGAAAUCUAUACGGUUACACCCAUCGAGGUCUUGUUUUCGGGGGUAAGUUUUGGUCCGAUAGGGCUUAUCGAGAUGUUCAACAGUGGUGGAGCCAUUGAAGAGCUAAAGUAUUUGGUCGAAAGAGAUGGGUGUUCGGCUAGUGUCUCGAUGAAAGUCAAGGGGUGCGGACGGUUUGGUGCGUACUCAAUGACUAAGCCGGGAAGGUGCAUGGUUGGAGCAAGUGAGGUUGAGUUUUUGUAUGAUUCACAAUCUGGGCUGCUGAGCUUCAACCUGAAUCAUAUGCCUGAGGAUCAUCAUGAUGUUACCAUUCAUUUGUGAAUAAAUUGAUUCUAUGGUUAGAAACAGAUAGAAUAGUAUUUGACAUACCUGUUUAUUCUUGGCUCAUUGCUGAGAAAUUGAACAAUCAGAUUCAGAUCAGUAAUAAAAUUACACUUUCAGACCAAUUAA